GAAGCGAUGCGUAAAAGGCUUUUUCCCACCUGUUGCAUCGGGUGCAAAAGCACUUGUGCUUUUUUUUUCACCAUCGGUUGCAAAUGUACCGACAUCUGUAGAGAGUACGCUCGUAACAUUAUCCUCAGCUGAUAUAUUGCCUCUCUAGUUGUAGAUGUCGCCAGGUACGAAUUGGAAACCAUCGCGAAAAAGCACCUUGCGGCAAUCGAAUAUGCUCACGUUAAUUUACCUGAUGCUUUUCGCAAUUGUUGCCGCUUGCCUGUGCCAAGAGCAAUUCUGCUCGGUAGAUGCGACCAACGACGCAAGAUCCUGUAAAGAGAGUGAAAAUGUUGACCACCGCAAGUCAUUGUACACGAAAGGUGGAGGAACGAGUGAAAGAUACGAGAAAUAUCUAGCGGCGAUUCGUAACGCCGAACUAAACUACGAGGAGUGCAACAACACGAAGCACCAGUGUUUUCGAGAUGUCAUCUCGCGAGACUUAAGACCUUUCCGAAAGAAGGGCAUCAGUGAAGAGAUGAUUGAAGCUGCUAGAACUAGGGGCACCUUUUAUCAAAUAAUCAAAGGUAAAUUAUACAGAGAGAAAGACUGCAUGUUUCCAGCUAGAUGUGCCGGAAUUGAACAUUUCUUGUUAAAGAUAAUUGCCAAUUUGUCAGACAUGGAUUUAGUUAUAAACACCAGAGAUUAUCCACAAUCCAGCGAAUAUUUUGGAAAUGCAAUGCCCAUCUUUUCAUUUAGCAAGACACCACAAUAUUAUGAUAUUAUGUAUCCAGCAUGGGCAUUUUGGGAAGGUGGUCCAGCUAUAUCGUUGUAUCCGCGUGGUCUUGGCAGAUGGGACCGACAUCGUAAUUCAUUGAAUAAGGCAAGCCUCGAGAUCCCAUGGGAAAAGAAAGAGAGCAGAGGAUUCUUUCGUGGCUCUAGAACGAGCUCGGAGCGCGACGACUUGAUCUUAUUGAGUCGUAAUAAGCCGCAUCUAGUAGAUGCUCGAUAUACCAAGAAUCAAGCCUGGAAAUCUAACGAGGAUACUUUGCACGCAACACCAGCUUCGGAAGUAUCUUUAGAGUCGCAUUGCGCCUAUAAAUAUUUGUUCAAUUUCCGGGGCGUCGCAGCUUCCUUUCGACAUAAACACCUAUUUCUCUGUCGAUCGUUGGUUUUUCACGUCGGCGACGAAUGGCUGGAAUUCUAUUAUUAUGCCAUGAAACCAUGGCUUCAUUACAUACCUGUUCCUAAAAAUGCACAUCGACAAGAGUUGGAGGAUUUGAUUGAAUUUGCACAGAACAAUGACCAUCUGUCGAAAAAGAUUGCUUAUCGCGGAAGAGACUUUAUAUGGAAUAAUUUGCGAAUGGCGGAUGUGACGUAUUUUUGGCAACAACUUCUUACAAGAUAUGGUAAACUUUUAGUAUACAAACCAGUAUUAAAGCAAGAUCUCGUAAACAUUAAAGAGAAAUGAUAGGUACGUGUGCGGAAUUGCGGAAUGUAUUGGUGAAAUAACAAUAUUGAAACACGAUUAAAAUAAACAUGUGUAUUUAUUAAUAUUUGUAUGACGAUGAAAAAUAUAAUACAAUAGAGAUUUUCUUCAAGGCACGA
Messenger RNA from Vollenhovia emeryi, 1584 nucleotides. Its product is annotated as O-glucosyltransferase rumi homolog. Gene Ontology annotation, cellular component: endomembrane system. The transcript has 6 exons. Gene Ontology annotation, biological process: positive regulation of Notch signaling pathway; protein O-linked glycosylation. Lineage: Eukaryota; Metazoa; Arthropoda; Insecta; Hymenoptera; Formicidae. The coding region runs from base 155 to 1447 and encodes 430 amino acids. Gene Ontology annotation, molecular function: UDP-glucosyltransferase activity; UDP-xylosyltransferase activity. The record is from RefSeq and is a predicted model, not a curated record.